Linum trigynum is the source of this 7777-nucleotide messenger RNA. Lineage: Eukaryota; Viridiplantae; Streptophyta; Magnoliopsida; Malpighiales; Linaceae. The record is from the annotation of a GenBank genome assembly.
GAGUGGAAUCAUCCUAUGUGGUAUAUCCGAAGGGUUUUACGCUCAAACUCCUUAUGGUGAACAGGGCUAUUGUCUAUUCUAAUAAUGAACGGGCACCGAUUGAUUGGCUUUAGAAAAGGUCCCCUGAACCACCGAUUGGAAAGAUUGCAAGACCCUCCCCUCCUUCAGUCUAUUAUUCCCGGCAGUCGCUAUAGAAGAUCGAAUGAGUCUUUGUGAAGCUGCUAGCAUAAUCUGGUAAGCAGCGGGCUUUCUAUCCUCUUCGGUUCCGGUCACGCUAGUCUAAAACAUCUUCCGACUUUUGGCUGCUCUCUGGACUCCUGGGGCUACUUCCUUUGAGUUAGAUCGAAAAGAGUCUCUUAUCAGCAAGUUCCUUUCAAGGGGGAAUCAUUAUUCGUAAGUUCCCGCGGGUAAAAAGCCCUUGCCUGCCUAUUCAAUCAAGGGCGAUCAAAAAACCUCUUAACAACCUUAUUUGAUCGAAUAAGUAAUUCAUUUGCUAAGGAUCUCUAUCAUUGCUUCCCUAACAGCAGCUCUUCCAUCCGUCCCUGAGCUUCUACUGGAUGUCCUACCGGGCAUUCAGUAUUCAGGUUCAGAAUGCGUCGAAAGAAGACCUUCGCCUGGAUAGCCUCUUCUCGGUACUCAACUGCUGGGUUUUUUGGUUCCUGCCUGAUCUUCAAAAGAGAGAUGGUAAAAUCUUUUAUAUCAAAGUGAUGUUCCAAGUUCUAAUCUCAAGCUCAUGAUGAAGAGUUGAAGGGUUUUACGAAAAAUCUUUACCUGUGCAUUCAAUACGAAUACGCAUCGAAUCUUUCGGAUCCUUUCCGUCUUUCAGAAGCAUUUCCAGGAAGGCUUAUUCAGUCAGGCGGGACAGAUCGAGUCAUCCCUCCAUUUUUUUUUUCUUCGUUCGGUAUUGCUUGUGGGUCAACUACUAAAUUUCAUGCCCAUCCAACUCCGGAAGUGAGAGGAUCAAAAUGAAAAAGACUAGAAUCUAUGGUAAUGAUAGGCAGGAAUACUUGCUUCAAUCUCACGUCUUUCUAUAUGCUAACCCACCCUUUUCCCUGCAUACUGAUGACUCGCUAAGGCUAACUGCACGUCUUUCAGCAGCUCACUAUAGGAUGGAAUAAAUAUACAGUCCUAAUGCUUUGCUUCCGUCUUCAUAUCCUGCCAUAAAAGAAGAAAGGCCGGUCUUUAAGAAAUAGAGCAGACAGGACUGACGGCAAUGUUAUGCUCCUGCUUACCAUCCUGUCUUUUAUUACUAUCGUGUCAUGUCUGUUCAUCCUCGCUCGUUCCAUGUCUUGGGCUUCUUUUACUUAUUUUUAACUCAGUGUGUGCUUUUUGCCCUAGAACAGAGCUGUUUUUUUUAACUCCUGAUGGCGAAUGAGCAGAUGGUCUCCUCUUCAAAAGCCUUACAGUUCGCUGAGGGAAGAAAGAGAAUCCAUUCCUUCCCCCGUCACCGCGGGGAGCGAGUGGGUUCCGUUCCUCUCCCUGAAAAGGAGGUGAUCCAGCCGCACCUUCCAGUACGGCUAUCUUGUUACGACUUCACUCCAGUCACUAGCCCUGCCUUCGGCAUCCCCCUCCUUGCGGUUAAGGUAACGACUUCGGGCAUGGCCAGCUCCCAUAGUGUGACGGGCGGUGUGUACAAGGCCCGGGAACGAAUUCACCGCCGUAUGGCUGACCGGCGAUUACUAGCGAUUCCGGCUUUAUGCAGGCGAGUUGCAGCCUGCAAUCCGAACUGAGGACGGGUGGGAAUGAGCAGAAGCAAGAAGAUCUCAUUGUGGAACUCCAAUUUGCCUUUUUGCGUUUUCCCGGUCUUUUUGGAUGCAACCCGAAUUCCGCUCGUUCCUUCGUUCCUCUCCCUAUCGGUCGAGCUACUUCGUUCCUCUCCUUAUCACUAGAGGGUUAAGCAGCAACCCAUUGGUUAACUCUUUCACUCCUAGCUUAUUCCAGAGGCAUUCUUCUUUCUGCCGAAAAGACCUAGGGAGACCUUUAAGAAAUAACAAAAAGCUCUCCAGUACCAGUAGACCCUGGUUUUUGUUAAAAAACCAGCAACAGCUACAGCAGCACUUCCUUUUCGUAGCUCUGCUCUUGGAACAUUAGCUUAAUGAGUUUCUGAUACUCUUUUUCAUAUGAAUUCGGUAACAUGUUUACACAAAAGGGUAUCCGGUUUAGCGGCUUCCUUCCUUGUCUGAUCCUGAUGGCUUUCGUUGAAUGCGAUCAUAGGCAAAUAGGAUGCUUCACGAUAAUUGGUAAAGUGGAAAUGAGGUUCAGGACGGACUGGAUGAGGACUAUCCUACCCGGAAAAGAAAGAAGAAGUAGACAUCUCAAUCUUUCUUCUAUGGAAGGAUAAGAUCACGGAAAAAAUUGACGUAUAUAAGAGAAGGCUUCAUUUAGAUAUUUCCUCCGCCCUGAAUAGAAGCCUUCCGCGCCUAUCUCAGAUAAUCAAUCUCUACAACGGGAAUGAAGGAAGGAGAGUUAACUACCUUUUAUUCGACUCGUGACUUCACCCUGAACCGUUACCCUAUUCGAGAGAGAACUGACCGAAGUUUCCUGUGAGUGAGUACUUCUUUCUUCCCUCUACGGAAGACGCAACGCACUAAGGGGAGCCGGUAGAAUCAGUCCUCUGGUUCGGUCCUCUCGGCCGUAAGUUUUCGUGCCGUCCUCCUAAGGCCCGUGCACGAAGUCCGAAAGAAAGGGGGAACGGAACUGAGCUUCUCACUAUCAGAAUCUACCUCGGCUGGUAUUUUUCUUACCUGAUCUCGUCCUUCCUGUCAGGACUGCAGGCAGCUUUGCCCUUGCGGGGAUUUGGAGUCUCAGAAUAGCUAUUUAAUUCCUCAGGUACCGUAUCUUAUGAUUUUUUUUCCUAGGGCAGAUAUUUGUUCUCAAUGGCCACACCUUCUAAAGGGCUUUAACCUUAGUAGUUUUACCCGACAAAGCAUCGGCAGACCAGGCAAUUGUCCUAAGCCUGUCAUCUAAGCUCUUUCCUGCCGCUACAUCCGAUAUGUGAGCUAAUAACUUUCAUGCGGGUGGCAUAAUAGAAUUAAACCCCGAGGAGGUUAUAGGAAUUUUCUAUUCUACGGAUAAUUUUUUUUCUUGUCUUGAUCUCUCCUUUCUCGCAGAUUUGCUAUUUCUAACCUCUUCAAAAGUUUCUUUUAAACCUGCGGCAGCGGAACUCUCUUCCAAAUAAAUGUAACCAGCCGCUACCCCCGGAAACCUAUGUCAUCACAGCAGCUACACCAGCCAUUACAGCUGUAACUGCUGCAACCGGUAGCUUUACCCUUUCGGAUGACGGAUGGAUGGACUCUUAAACAUUUGCCAAAACCUACAAAGUCGAGUUCUUUUCGAAACCUGUUGCAGAAAUUAAACCAGUCGUUAAACCCGUGGGAAUGGCGCUAGGCGCUAAGGUUGGAGAAUAUCUUCUUCCGGCCGCUACACCUUCCCUUGCUUCCACAUGCAUGCCACCUGCUUCUGAUAAAAGAGUAGGAUUUGGUACCAGCCUUGGGGAUACUUUCAUCUUCUAUUUAGCUUUUUCAUUCCUUUGCAACCGGUAGCUUUGCCUGAGCGGAACUUCCAUAGUUGAGACGUAGAUGUAACGGUCUCGUCAUUGCUAAAGUAAGUCGUAUUGUGAGCUUGAGCUCAUGAAAAGGGGUUACAAUAUGAUAUUAUCCUUCGUAUACGGUCCCUACGCGUACUCAUGGAAUAAUCCGAUUGGGUACGAGCUCGGUAUGAACAGUGGAACCUGAUCGAAGAAAGAAUGCUACGGGCUAUAUGUCACCUACCAAUACUAACAAGCCCUCGCUGCAUUGCAUGGCCCAAGACCUAACCUUUUCCCUAACUUUCACUGGCUUACGCUUAACUCGGUUGAAGGCUCGGUGAGACCUCGUCUUGAAAGCGCAAGUUCAGCGCCCCGUUAAGUAGGAGUUGGGUGAACUUGAAGCUUCAAGCGCUGGGUGAGUAGGCUUAAGGUGCGAAGUAGCUUUCUUCCUCUCUUCAAAAGCCCCUACUUUCGGGAAGUUCAAACCGACUUCCGCUUACUUCGAGAAAAGUGGGGGGACCUUUGCCCAGCUAAAGGAAAAUAAUCAAAACUAUUUUGUCUGGAUGCGUUUGGAACAUUCAGUUGAAUCGCUGCUCACAGAAGCAUAUUUUGUCUGCCAUCCCUCAGGGCAAAUCCGUGUUUAUCACAGGCUCUGCUGGGACUGGUAAAACCCUAUUGCUUUGCUUGAGGAAAUGAGAAAAUGACUGAAAAAAUGACCAAUAUGUGGUUUUGUCAUAAAAUAAGAUAAAAUUUGCUUGGACUCGUUAGGUUUGGCCCAUUACCUUGAGUGAGGCCGAACGUGUACACCUUUUUGUUAUGAGGAUGUGAUCUUAUCCACCGAUGGGUCUUGUUCUAAGCCCAAUCCUCUCGUAUUAGGGUAGGAUAUCCAGAAACCUUAAAUCACGGGAACUUCCCAUUUUUUGUGGACAACCUAUGUUGGGCUGACUAAGCCCACUAUCCAAAUAGGGUCCCAUCUUGUGUCGGGUUAAGGGCGCUUAGUGGAACCCAAUUUAUUCACUUGUAGUCGUCUAGGGCUUUGCUUGGCAUUGGGCUUCGAUAUAGCUUGCUUUCCUGGUUUUGGAUUAAACCUCUGCUCUCCUAAUUCAGUUUAUAGGCGCUUUGGUUUAGGUUCAAUCUUAUAUAUAAGUUUAGCUUAGGUCCAUCAAUCUCUCAUAAACCCCUAAGCGGAAUCUAUUAAACUGAAUCCAUAUGGGGCCGCCCAAAAUUCCUUGGUAACGCUCUAAGAGGGUAGUGAGGCUUAGAUUCAAGAGAGUUCAACCUGCAUUGAGCUUUAGUUACUUCGUCUGGCCUCUUUUCAAUAGUAAGAAGCCAAGUUCAAAGAAUCAAAAAUAGGAUGGAGAACUUGGUCUUUGAAUAACUCUAAAUAAGAAGCAUCACAUCAAAAAGAUAAUUCCUGCGGGAUAUCAAUCUCGUUCACAUUCAUCCAUUUUAAUGUAUUUCAUAACCUGCCAUUGAUUGUAUCGCUUUCAAGGUAAACGGACCAACCUCUCGAAAUCCAAACUAAGGAAAGCAUGGGCCUCUCUCUCUCAAUCGGUUGAAUUGGUAACGGCAUUGGCUAUUGGCCAUCCGUCCACAAAUCAUCUGAAAAAGUGGGUCGAUUCCCCCGCAUCAUAAUAGGCAUAGGAGUCUGCUUUAACCAACAGGGGAGUGUUUUUCCCACUUUCCAGAUAAGAUAGAGCGGAGACAGACAGGCUUUUCAAUGUCAAUAUCCACAUAUGAUAUGUAAGGAAGGAAGAAUCAAAAGCAGUUCAAUUGUAGUACCAUGUGCGGAUCAGUCACUAGUGAAGAACCCUUUCGCUGUCAGAUCACAGGAAUGAGCACCUAGAAAGAGAGGCGCUGAACCAACUGGCAAUAGUGAAGAAAAAAGCUUUCCACAUUCGUAUCAUUGGGCCCUACUCUUUGGAGAAAGAAUGCCCGUGGGUUCCGUCUAUAGUUCUUUAUACCGAGGCUACGGGAGAGGAAUGAAGUUGCUCGACUGAAAGGAGAGGGACGGUCCCGUCAGUGUGUAAAAGCAAGAAGAAAUUGGGAGCUUCUGAGUUGUAAGCUAAGCUUGAGAGCUGUGCGCUUUAGAGAGAUAUCUUGUAUCAGCUUGAAAGUUUUCAAAUAGUUUUCACCACUUCACUUCUUCAGUUGCUUCUUAUCUCUUGUGUUUUUCGUCUAUUCCUCUCAUCUGGACCGAGGUCUUUUGUAACAAAUAGUUUAUGCAACUAUUUCUUGGUUUCUUCAAUGCCAAUCACAUCACUACCGGAUAACAGUAUAUCAUCAACAUAUACAAUAAGUAUCACAAUACCAGAUGACCUAUGUCUCACAAAGACAGAAUGAUCAGCCUGACUUCUUUAUUUCACACAAACAGAUUCCUCAUAGAGGAACCUACCUUCUUAGGGGGGGACCAAGCCGACUUUCUUGUUUGGAGCAGACGACUGGCGCUUCCCUAGGGUUCCAAUGCCCUAUCUGUCUUCAAGAAAAGAAAAGAGGAGGUGCUUUAUUCCCCUGAUAGCUCCUUUGGUUGUGCAAGAAAUAAGACAGUGUUAGGAGGAUUACACGCAGAUAGUACUAAGACAGCAUUUCUUCAUACAUGGAUUUAAAAUAAUAUGGAAUGGAAGGAAAGGCCUUUCUCAUAGCGAGUAACCUUUACUUUGGUUGCUUCUGUGAGAAAGGGAUGGGGAGAGGUGAGGAGGGCCCAUCGCUUGAGCAACAUCCCGCUUUCCUUUUCUUUCUGAGUGCCACCUGGAAAGCGGGGUGCCGCCAUACAUAUUGAAAGAUUUUUAGGGACCGACACCGGACGGGCAGACCUCUAAUCGUUGGAUCCGGUAAACAGGUCCAGGUACGCUUGGGGCUGGAUUGAAUCCUAAACAUAUUCAAGAGAUAUAUGCGUCAACCAACUAAGACAGAUUGAAGUCAGUUACAGGUUGAAAGUGGGACAUCCUUUACGCUCAAGAAAAGGAGAACGAUCCUUUGGUCCAGCCAACAGAAGCCUUCAACUAACUAAAGCAAGAGAGAGCUAGCCUAUUGAAAGCACAAUGAAAUUCCUGCUCCGUCACAUGAAUAUAAUAGACAAAGGAGAGAGCGAUAGACAGAGAAGUAUAGAAUGCUCUUGUUUCAUAAUCCAAAACUAUCAUAUCUCCAGCCCAUAGAUAAGGACAGGGAGUUAGCUUAGGACUGCAGGAAAGAGGAUAGCAAGUGACAAAUUAUGUCUCGGCAGGACAUGUAUUUCUAUUACUAUAAGGGUUUCAGCUGGCCGGCAUAAGAACAAGUGGUUCUUGAUAAGCAAGGUAACGCAACAACUAUAUGUGAGCGGUUUCAGUUUGCAGUUGAAUAAGUUUUCUUGAGUUCCUGUUUGCAUCUCAUUGAUCUUUGCUGUAUAGCUUGAAUUGAUGAUAAUGGAUAAUAUGCUUUGGAUGGUACAUGUUAGUCCGAAGUUGAAAAUACGCCGUGAACAUAUAUGAUGAGCUUUUGACCUGAAUCGUUGGCCUGAACUUGUUAGUUCCUUCUCUGAAAAAAACCACUUAUCCGUUUCUGUCUGAUGCAGGAUAUUCAAAACAGGUCUACAGUUGCUACCAAGCAAACAUUACAACCAAUAGGGAGGCUCACAGAUGCAUUCUUAAGAGAAAGAGAGAAAGAUAGUAGCUACCAGCAGACUGAAGCUAAUAGCUACUGAUGAUGUUCGUCGUCAGUCCCUUCACAUUUCAGAUGAAGAACACCUACUGCAGCUGCGGCAUCUCUUGUCCAGCCAAGUUCUCUAGCAAUCACUGUGUUUCAGUUUCAUUUCUUGAACUAGAUAUCCUUGUAAAUUGGCUGGGAGAUUGGAAGCUCUCCACUUCUUGGUUUCUUAUUGGGAAUAUAGAUGUCAAUCGCUUCUGUGUAGAUCCAUGUAGAAAUUAGUUAGCUGACUGCGCUCACCUUCCAUUUGUCUUAUAAAUGUUGCUGAUCCCUGUCAAAAUGAAUUUUGUUCUGCAACUAUCAAGAGCGGUAGUAUUCACUCUGGUUACUCUGCCGACCCUUUGUCUCCAGGCUACUACUUGUUGACCAUUUCUUAGUUUUGGGGUUUUCGUUGGAGACAACACUUAUCAUUCAGAAGAAAAUAACAGGUUUGGCCCAUGGAAUGUUACAAUUUAUGAAAUAUGUACAAUCCUUAGAGAAUGUAUUAGGAGUGAAUUUCAAAGAUUCCACUUUUGGAUGAAUUUUAUGUAAAAUCAAAUGAAAAGUAACUAAUGAAAUUUAUUGAGACUC